Messenger RNA from Racocetra fulgida, 147 nucleotides. Lineage: Eukaryota; Fungi; Glomeromycota; Glomeromycetes; Diversisporales; Gigasporaceae. The record is from the annotation of a GenBank genome assembly.
AAACUAUUUUCAACGAAAUCUCAGUAAUUGAAACAACUAUUACCAGCCAUUAUCAACUGAAACACAAUAGUGUGAUUACUAAUGAAUUAAUCUUAAAAAUCUUAGAAGAAAAACUAAAUAAUAAACUGAUUGAUCCUUUGCCUGAAA